AUGUUCAACUAUUUUUUAAAGGGAUUUAAUAAUUGCAAAAAUAAAGUUGAUGUUGACCAUUUAAGUAAAAAAUUUUUAAAACACAUUUAUAAUUUUAAUGCAUAUGAAAUAUCAUUAUGCCUAAAUAAAUUUUCGAAAAUAAAUUAUAAUGAAAAAGAUUUUUGGAAUAGAGUUUGUAAAUUAAUCACAUCAAGUGAUACAAAUGUUUUGACACGGUUUGAAGUAGUGAAGAAUAGACAACUGUCAAAAAAUGCUGAGAAUAGGAAGGGAGAAAGUAUAGAAAACAAUCAUAUAAAUCAAAAUAAAAACUUCCUUAACAUUUUUAAUAUAGAAGAACUGUGUUUACUAGUAAAUGCAUUAGCAAAAGUUAAUAUAAAAAAUGAGGAAAUACUAAAAUUGGCUUCAAACAAAAUCAUGAACGAAAUAAAUAUUAACAAACAUGCCAUAAAUCUGUUGAAAAAUAUUUCCGAGCUUAGUACUACUAAUGUAGAAGGGGCUAGUAUAGUAAGUAAAAACAUUUCAGACAACUACAACAAAAUUAAUACAAAUUUAACAGAGAGAGAUAUAAGUGCGCUUAUCCAAUUUAUAUUGUUACAAAAAAAUGCAAAAAAAAACAAAGAAAAUGGUGGAGAAAAUGAUGGAGAAAAUGGUGGAGAAAAUGGUGGAGAAAACGAGUUAGAAGCAAAACUUAUUGACAGCUUGCGUAAGGUUAAUUAUAUUAGUGAGCAGAGUAUUGCUUUAAUUUUAAAUGCAUGUAGUAAAGGUUAUGAAAAAAAUAAAAAAUUAUUAGAUGUUCUUAAAGUAAUUAUAAUAAUGAAAAUAAAAAAUGAAGAUAAUAAAUGUUCUGAUAUAUUUAUAAGUAGUAUUACACAUUCUUAUGCAUCAUUUUAUUAUAGAGAUAAAGUUUUAUUUAAUUUAAUUUCAGAUUAUACUUGUAAAAAUAUGAACAGUAUAAAUAUAAAAUCGCUAAUUAUAAUUUUAAACAGUUAUGUUAAUAUUCAUAUUAUAAAUUUAAAGUUAUUUAGUGCAGCUAUAGAAAAGCUAGCUGAUAAAAAGGUCAUACAAACUUUGUCUAAUCAAUGUACAUCAAACUUAGUUACAAUAUUAACUAAAUCUUAUAACUAUUUAGAUCGACAAAAAUUGGAAUACAUCUUUAAGCAUAUUAUAAAAAGAAUAAAAUGGGAAUACACAAAAUAUUUAGAUAUGAAAAAAAAAAAAAAAAAAAAAAAAAACAUAUCUAAUUAUUCUCAAAAUUAUAGUGAAAAAAUAGAAAACCUAUUUAUUACAUCCUUUUUAAUGAAACAUUUGACAAACAUACUAAACAACCUUAGUAAGUUAAACUAUGCUGAUAAUGAUGUGUUUGAAAUAUUUACAUAUUUAAUUUUAAAAAAUCAAAAUGAUAUAAAUAAGUUAGAUUUUAUGAAUAUAGCAAGUGCAUAUUCAAGACAUGGAUAUAUAAAUAAAGAAAUAUAUCAACUUGUAAAAAAAUAUUCGAAAAAAUAUAUUACUUGUUCUGAUUUAAAAUAUGUAGAAUUUAUUAAUAUGUUUACAAGUAUUGCAAACUUUUACUUGGUUGAAAAGAAUGACAAUUUCGAGUUGGAGAUACAGAAAAGGGAUGGAAAUUUACAAAAACAAAAUGAACAUCUUAAAAGCAAAUUCAAAGACAUUCUAAAUAUGAUAAUAAAUAUGCUUAAAUUGAAAUAUGUUGAUAAAAAUGAUAUGGCAUCAAAGGAAGGAGAAGAAAAGAUAUACUCUCAAGAAUGUAAACAUAAUAGUGAUCAAAAAUGUAAGUCAUAUAACAAUUGCAUUAUCAAUGAUAAAAAUAUUAUCGACAAUUUAAGUAUAAACCAUUUAUGUAGUAUUUUAUCAACCCUUAGUAAAUUAAACAUUCAUGAUGAAGUUAUUUUUAAAAACAUUUUAAAUAAUUUAAAAAAAAAAAUAUUUAAAAUGGAUUCAAAAUGUUUGUCUAUAUAUUUAUUGUACAUAAGUAAGUUCAAUAUAACAUUAGAUACUUACAUAAAAUCGGUUUUAUCAAAUUGUUUCAUAACUACACAACGGUCUAUGAUUUCAAAAAAGGAAUUAAAUUAUGGUAUCCCGAUUGAAGACAAACAAAAUAUUGCUUUAAAUAAGAUGGAAAAAUUAUAUGAUCAACUAAAAACAAACGAUCUAGUAAAUACAGUGUAUAUAAUUAGAUGCAUGAUAAAGAAUGAUUGGGAAUAUAAAAGUAGUAUGCCAAUAAUUUAUAGAUACUUAAAUAAUAUUUAUAAAAUUUGUAAUAAUAAGAAUGAAGAGAAAUUACCAAACCUUCCUAGUAUUAUCAAAAUAGAUGAUACAGAUAUAGAUGAAAAACAAAAUAGGACAAAUCGAAAAAUGAAUAUCCAUUGUUCAUCUAUAUUAAUAAACACAUUAAUUAUUUUAAAUACACAUAUAUAUAAUAAUGAGCAUUAUUCAAAAAUAGUUAUGUAUUUAUUAUUUUAUGCAUUUAAGCACAUUUAUGAAUUACUAGAUCUUGGUAUUCCAAUUAAAAAAGCAAUAUAUGAGGAGUCUGAUAAACAAACGGAUUAUAUAAAAAAUGUAAUAAAAAAAAAAAUGGAUUCAGCUAGUAUUCGACAAAUAAAUAUGGCUGCUCUAAUGAUAUAUCAUUUUACACCAUUAAACAAAUACACUUUUAUGAGCAACCAAAUUAAUUGUAAUAAACAUAUAUCAAGUUUAAACUGUAACUUAAAUAACUAUCCAAAGAUGAUAUUCCCUUUUUUAUGGUUUUUUAUAAAAUAUGCAUCGUAUGCUCAGUUUGAAAAAUAUAACUCUAUAUAUAAUUCCAUUACAAGUGAUAAAAUUUUAAUCAACUAUAAUUAUGACAACAAUGAUUUAUAUUCUAACUUUUCUGAAGAUAAAAUUAAUGAAAAAAAAAAAAAAAAUAUGGAUAAUAACUUUUCUCUUAUUCCCCAUGUUUCCCAUAAUGAAAUAAGUAUUUAUUCAACCAUUUUAAACGUUUUAAAAAAAAAAAAAAAAAUGGAAUAUCAAGUUUUUUCAUCAUUUCCGAUUUAUCUCUACUCUAUCGACAUAUUGAUAAUGCCACGCCAUCACAAUAUUCAAAAUUGA
Messenger RNA from Plasmodium vinckei vinckei, 3102 nucleotides. Its product is annotated as conserved Plasmodium protein, unknown function. Bases 1 to 3102 code for a protein of 1033 amino acids. Lineage: Eukaryota; Apicomplexa; Aconoidasida; Haemosporida; Plasmodiidae. The record is from RefSeq and is a predicted model, not a curated record. The transcript has a single exon.